Messenger RNA from Orbicella faveolata, 872 nucleotides. RefSeq lists its product as uncharacterized. Gene Ontology annotation, biological process: regulation of DNA-templated transcription. Gene Ontology annotation, molecular function: RNA binding. Lineage: Eukaryota; Metazoa; Cnidaria; Anthozoa; Scleractinia; Merulinidae. The record is from RefSeq and is a predicted model, not a curated record.
GCGUGGUGUGCCUUCUCGUUACUUCCAUUAUUGCUGAAUUUACGAGAGAAUUUUCUUCCUUUUAUCGGAGCAUUUGAUAUCCCAAGGGUUUCGCAAUGGCUGAUCAAGGAUAUGGGGGUGGAUAUACCCAAGGUGGUGGAGCAGCCAUGUAUGGUGGAAGUUCUGGAGCCACUGGUUAUGCUGGAGCACAGAGUUACCAAUCAACUGGUUACCAGGCUCCCACAAGUUCUUAUCAAUCAACUGGUUACCAAGCCCCUGCUCAGCCAGCAGCCCCAGCAUAUGGUGCAGCACCUGGGUACCAGACCUCUGCCACAUCCUAUCCAGGGUAUCAGGCAGACAGUAGUGCAAGCAGCUAUCCAGCAGCAUCUUCCACUCAGUAUCAGGGAUAUAGUCAACAACCCCAGAGUGGUGGCUACACACAGGCCAGCGGUGGAUCGAGUUACCAACAGCCACAUGGAUAUGAUCAGAGUGGAGGGUAUCAGUCCAGUGGCCAGGGGGGCUAUGGCAGCAGCCAAAGCAGUGGUGGAGGUUACCAAAGUGGUGGGUAUCAAGGUAGUGGCCGCGGUAGUGGUGGAGGCGGCAGCGGUGGUGGCGGUGGAUAUGGACAGCAGAGCUCUUCCUAUGGCCAAGGUGGUGGUGGCUAUGGAGGCGGUGGAAGAGGUGGCAGAGGAGGUAGCCGACCGGGUGGAUACAAUAGUAAUGUGGGUUAUGGUAAUUCAUCCGGAGGUGGUCAUCAAGAUGGAAAAGAAUAUGAGACAGAUCAAGUGUUUGUGUCCAAUCUUCAUCCCUCUGUGACAGAAGAGGCCAUCAAAGAGCGUUUUGGUUCUAUCGGUAUUAUAAAGGUAAGUUUGUAGACAAAUGGGUUCUUUUAA